UUUAAAAAUUAAAUAAGAAACAAAGCAUCACUUAUUCAUCUAACUGAAAGAUGUCCGGAAGAGUGAUCUUGAUUGUGACAGUGAUCUCAUACUAUCAUGUCCUGUUUUACAGAUGGCGACGUCGUGGGCUGAAAAAGUGAUGGAAUUCCUCACCUGUGUGAUCUGCCAGGAACUGUACACAGACCCUUGUACACUGAGGUGUGAUCACACAUUCUGCAGGAAAUGUGUCACAGGAUACAUCCAAACGAGACCAGAUGCUGUACAGUCCAAGACGAUCCCCUGUCCCUGCUGUCGACAAGAUACCAAAGUCCCCCAUCCCAGCCGACCAGUGGAGGAGUGGGCGGAGCAGGUCAAACCCAGCAUCAUUAUACAGGGGCUGAUUGACACACAAGCUGGACCUUCUACUGAAGGCACUACUACCAGGUGCUGCACGUUAUGUGGGCAGCCAGGGGAGACAACUCAAGGGACCUCCUGGUGUCCGGACUGUGAAGUUAACCUCUGUGGAAGAUGUGUCAAGAUUCAUCGUGCUUGUCCCUUAUCUCGUGACCAUGAACUAUGCGACCUGUCUGGAGAGGUAAAGGUUAAACAGAGACGCAAGAUCAUGUGUCAAGAGCACAAACACAAGAAAGUAAAAUAUAUCUGUAAAGACUGUAACAAGUCACUGUGUCAGUCAUGCUGCGUGGUCUACCACAGGAAAUGUGACUCUGUCGUCACAAUCAAUUCACAAGUAGAAAAAAUGAAGUCAGAGGUGACUCUGAAAAGAAAUAUAUUGCAGACUAAAUAUAAUGGCAAAGGUAAAAGGAUAGAGAGACAUACGUUGACAUUAGAUCAAAUUAAAGACAAUAAAUUGGCCAAUAAAGAACAAAUCCAUCUUAACACCAAUAAAAUGAUACAGCACAUCAGGCUGAAGGAACAAAAGCUGUCGGAUGAACUGGAUGAAAUAACAGACAAACAAGUCAUUCAGACUCAUGCUGAUAUAAAGCUUGAAGAGAUUGAGAUGCAGAUGUACAAACAACAUUGUGAGUUCAUUGACCAGGCCUUGGUAUCGGACUGUGAGAUGGACCUGUAUGAAGCGUAUCAGGCCUGGGAGUCGGGGGCUGUUGAGUUUGGGGACGUCAGGCACACAGACACUGCAGACACACGGCGAAUAGAUGACAUCAGGUUUACACCUGAUACUGACAACGUCCAGCACAUCCUAGAUGACCUACAACUUGGGAAGAUUGACGUCACAUAUGGAGAUGGACUGAAGUGUUCACCAGUGUUGUUCCACACACUUGAUGCGACCUCAGAGGAUGACGAGGGGAUACCUAGUAUGCCUGGCGUCACAGAGCUUUAUGUAGAUGGCAUACAGACAAUUGUUGUUACAGACUACACCAACAAGUGUGUGAAAUCUUUCUACAACAGAAACGAUCAACCAUGUCAAAGUAGACUUCCCCUGGAUGACUCUCCAUUUGGUCUAACACGGUUGACGGAGAAAGAGGUGAUAGUUGCUGUCCCUGGCUCACGGAAGAUUCUAACAGUAGAGGUGUCCCCGGACCUGGUACUGAACUCAACCAUCACAACAAGCAAGGGUUACGCCAGUCUCGCUGUUCUGGGUCCUUCAUUUCUGGCAGCAAGUACUUGGGACUGUCUUGAUAUCCUGGACAUGACAGGACAAGUGCUGAGGUCAAUCACUACACACAACAACGAGACACUGUUUGCCUACCCCGCCUAUAUGUGUGUCAACAACAAGGGCAACAUACUCGUGUCUGACUGCUGCAAGAAGUCUGUGACAUGUUUGACGUCAGAUGGGGAUGCCGUGUGGAGAUACGCCCCUUACGGAGAUAGGGCUCUCCGUAAGCCUACUGGUAUCUUAACAACCAACACAGGAGAUAUCAUGUUUGUAGACAAGAUCGCCGUGACUAUUAUACAGCUAACCGAGACAGGGGAAUGUGUCAGCGAUGUCCUCACAUCACAGGAUGGCAUCAAUCAGCCAAUUAGUCUGUGCAUUGACAAACAUGACUCUGUUCUUGUAACUGGUGGAGGGGAUAUCAAGACAUUUAUUUUCACAUAGAAUGUGAAUGUAUAUUGAUGAAGGGCUUUGUCGGAUUGAGUUCUCACAUCUCGGGAUGAUGUGUGAGGAUGAAAGGGAGGGGAUGACGG
Haliotis rufescens (red abalone) is the source of this 2142-nucleotide messenger RNA. RefSeq names its product tripartite motif-containing protein 2-like. Lineage: Eukaryota; Metazoa; Mollusca; Gastropoda; Lepetellida; Haliotidae. Bases 113 to 2053 code for a protein of 646 amino acids. Gene Ontology annotation, molecular function: protein binding; zinc ion binding. The record is from RefSeq and is a predicted model, not a curated record. The transcript is spliced from 2 exons.